Messenger RNA from Procambarus clarkii (red swamp crayfish), 3612 nucleotides. RefSeq names its product transforming growth factor-beta-induced protein ig-h3. Gene Ontology annotation, molecular function: cell adhesion molecule binding. Lineage: Eukaryota; Metazoa; Arthropoda; Malacostraca; Decapoda; Cambaridae. Gene Ontology annotation, cellular component: extracellular matrix. The record is from RefSeq and is a predicted model, not a curated record. Gene Ontology annotation, biological process: cell adhesion; extracellular matrix organization.
GCAGCAGACCGCACUCAGUCCACCACCAGCAGUCACAGGGGGAAGAUGACGCUCCUCAAGAUCCUCACGGCGGCCCAGCUGCUGCUCAUCGUCUUGGUUACAGCGGAGAGAGAUGGCAGGAUGUUUAAUAGAGAUUUCACCAGGAACAAGGAUAAUCUCCAUUGGGAAGGACAGUUGCGUAUGAGUAGCCUGCAGGACGCUAUGGACCAACUCUCCUCCACUCUUGACACGGCCCUUGGCAGCCUCUCAGACAGGAUUGAGCAACAGGUGGAGGGUUCACUGCCACUGUGGAUGAGGAACAAGAACAAGGCUGGAGGGGCUAUGGGUUCUAUGCCAGAUGACUUGGGCAUUGAGGCCAUUUCCGGCAACCUAGGAGACGGCAUCGACGAUGGACUGGAGGUUCAAUUUGAGGGCGACGGGGAACCCCUGGCUGGUUCAAGGUUUGAUGAGACGUCUGGGAGCCCAGGGUCACACUCAGAGGUGACUGGGGUGGAUCAGAGCCAGAGUCCUGACUAUGCCCCAGGUUUCACCUUCAACCCAUUCUUCCCCUUCGGAGCCAUGGGCAGACGACCUGGAUUCAACAUCUUCAAUGGCAUGAGCGGACGUCGUGUCUGGUGGAAGGGACCCAAUGUGUGUGUGGACAGAGAAGAAAUUGAUGAAGGCAAGGAUCUGGAUGCUGAUGGUACGAGCAUCUCUGGAGCCACUGGCUCCUCGUUCAUCUUUGCCAUGGGUAGUAUGGAGGUGACUUCAUGCAGUGAGACAAGGGACAAGUACACCUGCACCUCCAAGAGCUCGAGUCGUGGGCUGCACAAGACGGUGGUUGUGACGUACCGCUGUUGCCAUGGAUAUAUCAAGGAAGACUCAGAAUGUUCAAAGGUUGAGUUGCUUGACCUGCCCGAGACAUUGCAGAAAAUAGAAGCAACAGACUUCCUCUCUCUCAUUAAAACUGUAGGCGCUGGAGAGAUUCUCAAAGAUAAUGUCACACUCUUCGUUCCAACCAAUGAAGCUAUGCAGGAAUAUACUGCUGACUUGGAGGCAGAGAAUGAGUUGGACAAUGCUUUAGAAGGAGAUCGUUCUUUAAAUGAGGUGUUUUAUCGGCGACGUCGCUCCACUAAUACCCAGUCUCUCAUUCUUUCCCACGUGACUAAAGGCAUAUUUUAUGGUAGUGACCUUCAUGAUGAACAGGUCCUCAACAGCUUAGCUAACAACUCCACUCUCAGGAUAAACACGUACAGCACCAACCCACCAGCUGCCACCGUCAAUUGUGCCAGACUUGUCAAACUUAACCAGUACUCCAGUAGUGGCGUCGUUCAUACCAUCGAUAGAGUAUUGGAGCCUGUUACCAAGAGUUUGGCUGAUCUUAUCACCUCUGAUCCUCAGUUCUCUGUUUUGAAGCGACUGGUAAGCCAGGCUGGCUUGUUGAGUCAGCUGAGAGAACCAGGACAGUUGACAGUUUUUGCACCCACUGAUGAUGCCUUCAAUUCCCUUGCUGAGCCCGUUUUGGAGGCUCUGAUUGAUGGCAGUGCUUGCCUUGAAGCUGUGGUGAAGAACCACAUCUUGCCCAAUGUGAUCUGCUCUGCUGCCAUACAGGGCAAGGCUCGCACGGUAAACUUGCUCGAGAACUAUCUUCUCUUGGAGAAAACCGAAGAUGACAAAAUCUUUGUGGAGGAUGCACAGGUUGUUGUCAGGGACGUUGUCGGUACCAAUGGUGUCCUUCACAUUAUUGAUAGUCCGCUCAUGCCGCAGGAAGCUAAACCAGUGACAGAAGUUCUAGAGGGCCAUAAUCUUACCAGCUUCUUAGAUCUACUUGAAGCAGCUGGAAUGAUUGAUGAGCUUGCAAGUAUGACGGAUGUUACUGUCUUUGCUCCAAGUAACAGGGCUAUUGAUGAGCUGCCAGAAGAUGUCCUAAAUAAUCUUAAGAAUGAUCCCAGUAAGCUGAGGGAAAUUCUUCUGUACCACAUGGCUACACCUUCACUUCAAGCUAAUGACAUUGCAAAUGAUCAUAUAGCUACUACCCGAGCUGACCAUCCUCUCAGGAUCAAUCUCUACUCUAGAUCACCAAUUUUGUCUGGCGUCUUGGGAACAAAUGGACGUCGCCAUGUUCGUUUGACAGCUGGGUGUAGUCGAGUCUCGGUGCUGGAUUCCCGAGCUUGUGGGGCAGUGGUUCACAUUGUAGAAAAAAUGCUGAAAAUGCCAAAGACCAGUGUGAUGCAACAUUUGGAGGAGGAGGAGAACUUUUCCAUCUUUACAAAGAUGUUGCAGAAUACUGGCCUUAAUGAAACAUUAAGUGAAGAGGGACCAUUUACUGUACUUGCUCCUACUGACCAUGUCUUCAGAACACUUCCUGAUAUGGAACUAAAGCAGAUUUUAGAAGAUGUGGACCUCCAGAAACUCCUUAUCAAACAACAUGUCCUCAAAGAGCAUGUGUGUUGUGCUGGCAUCAACCCCAGCACUUGGCUCUUCAUGGACCACAAGAGGCCAAUGGAAGGAACUCCAAUUCAUGUUCGUCGUACAAGCUCUGGUCGCCUCAUGGCGGGGUCUGCUCGCAUCACUCAUUGCUCUGCUCCUACAUUGAAUGGCCUCGUCCACACAGUCAAUCAUCUUCUUGUAAAUGUUCACCCUCGCCAACAAGUAAAUACUCAAGUUCGUACUAACAGGCCCAUUUUUUCUGCUCCUGGGUUUGAAAUUUUGUUUGGCUAAUGGAAAACUUUAUGACAUUGGGAGUUUGUAACAGAGGGUGGUGAAAAGCAAUUUGAGAUCCUUCAGUUAUAGCAUAUAGUUUGUUAUCAUCAUGCUAUAUACCUGUUUGUAGAUCAAGUUAGUUAUUUGUUGACUUUAGAUACAUACAGUAAUAGCAUAUCUCUGGUAGGGUAAACCUACUUUCCAGCUUAUCAUAUAUAAUAUUUAUGAACACAUCUAAUCACACUAGAUUAUAAGAUUUGAAGGAUACUUUUAGUGCAACGUUAUAUCAAAACAAUUGCUGAUAUGCUUGACUGGAAUGAAUAUUCUGUGUAUCAGUGAUUAGCCGUUAUUUAAUGUACCGUAAAUGUCUUUUUUUUUUCUUCUUUUUUUUUAUGUACAGUAUAUGACGUUUCCAAGUUUUGACAUUCCUAAAUCUCCCUUUUCAACCAGCAAGUAAACAAGUGUUUAUCAAUAGCUUUACAAUUUUGUUUAUGCUUGUGAAUACAAACACCCUCCCCUAAGUAAAAUAAAGUUAACAGAAAAUUCACAAAAUAUAUAUAUUAUUAAAUCUUUUGUCUCAAAACUUUAAUUUGAUUAGUCUUACUACUGUAUCUUGAAUAUAGAAAAUAAAAUGUUAACAUUAUUAUCAGUAUUAAUAUAUUUUAAUCUGGAGAACCUAUAUUAGUUCUCUUCUUUUUUGUUUUUGUUUUGUUUUUAUCUUCAACAUGCUAUGCAGAUAAACUGUCUUGGCUGUUGUACCAUUUUGGGGAGUACACCUUGCAUUAUAGUUGACAUAUUAGCUUAUUUAUUUAUCUACUAAUUUACCAUGGCUUCACAGGAUUUUUACACAAAAUCCUGUGGUGUAUAGUUAUAAGUACAGUACCAUAUGUUGAGAAAUAUGUAUUGCAUCAUAAUAAAUUUUACUACAUA